This is a messenger RNA of Haliotis rubra (blacklip abalone), 5498 nucleotides long. Its product is annotated as trichohyalin-like. The record is from RefSeq and is a predicted model, not a curated record. Gene Ontology annotation, biological process: smoothened signaling pathway. The coding region runs from base 450 to 3236 and encodes 928 amino acids. Lineage: Eukaryota; Metazoa; Mollusca; Gastropoda; Lepetellida; Haliotidae. The transcript is spliced from 24 exons.
GCCACGGAGCAACCACGGGCUAUUUACCACAACAACAAAGAUGGCGGUGUGCAUGUGCUUGUUUCGUAGAUUGAUGUGACAUCGGAAUACAGUUAUUUGGGUUUUUUUCCCCUUUAACCCGCAGUUCGGAUAUGAUAAUGAUAACCACAUUAUCAUUUAAUUCAUAGAACGUGAGAUACAGCAAAUCCCGAACUAGUUUAAGUUCAGUGCACCGUGAGUAGAUCGGGCAGCCAAGUCGUUCGUGGAUGAAAAGUGUUCAAUUUGUUAUAGGAUUAAACUGCACAGAACCGUACACAAAAUAAUUUUCACUAUACCUUAACGGGUUGAUGUGCAUCAACCAACUAGUGCCUAUGUGUGUCAGCGAUGUCAACGUGCAGUUAUACUCUUGAAGAUGUGUGUGUGGCCAUCCCAAUCGAAGUCGAGCAGACGACGUUUUCCAGUGACGGUGGAUGGAUAGCGGGUGCUUUUUUAUUGGCCUCUUCAUUGGGGCAUUAGUAACAGCUGUCCUCGUUAGACCUUGCCUGAGAGAAUGGCAGAAGAAGAAGCGUCAGGAUGAAGAAGAGCGGAUGUGGAAUGGUGCAGUGGUGGCCCCAGUUGUCACAGCUCAGGCAGUUGAUACCCACAAGGUUGUUGAGGAGAAAACAGGAAAGAAGAAGAAAGGAUCACUUUUCAAGCGUAGAAAAAAGACAGAUGAGACUAAUGAUCAGGAAGAUGCAGAUACUGAGCCUGGGAAGUACAAGGGGAUGGUGGAUGUCAUUGUCCAGACCAACAGUGUUGGAGCUGAUGGUGAGAUGGCACAGCAAGACUUGAACAACAUCAAAACUAUGGAGACAGAGCUUGACAAUGAAAGGGAACUUCUGCUGCUUCGGUGUCUGGACGGUUUGAUGAAGACAUUGGUGGUGAAGAAGGACAUCACUGAGGACUACUACAGGACAUUCAUGAAGAGGACAGGUGAAGACAUUACAGACAUAAGGAAAAUGGUGGAGACUGAGCGGCAAGAGGCAGAGGAGGAGGCCAAGAACAACAGCAAGCUGAGCAAGGACCCCCAAGCACUAGAGUCUCACCUUGACAACCUUCAGACACAAGCCAGCAGCAAACAGAACCAGCUACAGAGAGAACAGAGAGAGAAGAUGAGACAAGAUCUCAUACGUUCGUCUGGAAUGUCAGAAGCUGAGGUGGAGUCACUGAUGGAGAAGCUGAUGGACCAGAUGGCAGCACUGGAAGAGAAGAUUGGUGCAGAGCAAGCCAGGCAGAGGAGGGUUCUGCAGGAGCGGCUGGCCAAGAGACAGCAAGUACUGGAGUACAACAAAAUGCAGGCUGACAACCAGACCCAGGACAUUAACACUCAGCAGAUGGUGCUGGAUGAUGUCCUCACAGGGCUUGUAACUGACAAGAAACUUGUAGACAAGCAACAGGAGGAAUUACUCCAGCAGUACCGGGAGGAUGUAGACAACAUUAGGGCACACUACCAUAAAGAGGCAGUACAACAGCAGGAAAGUCUGGCUGAGAAGCUACGACAACGUCGACAAAGACGUAUGCACAAGUUGGCUGAGAAACAAGCCAAAGAAAGGGCAACGUUUGUCCAGACAUCUGACAAGGGUGUUUCAGCUACAGAGUUUGUUCAGGGAUACCAUAAAAUGAUGUGUCAGCAGCAUAUAGAGAAGGAAGAAGUUUGCACUGAGCUGGACCAGUCGGACAUUCAGGAGAUGGACAAGAUGGACAAGGAACUGAGGGGGCAGGAGCUAUCUGAUGUGGAGGAGAAGCUGGGAACACAGAUGGCGGAGGUGGGUCGCCAGGGCAACAUGAGCACCACCGAUGUCAACCACCUUCUCAGGCAACACCGUCAUCAGAUGGACGAUUACCAUGGUCGUAAACAGAAGGAGCGGCAGGCAAUGCUGGCCCGACUCCAAGAGCGGUUGGCCCAUAGACUGCAGGUGGUGUCUGAACAGGAGCAGGAGGAAGAGCUGGAGAUGGACACCUUGAAGCAGCAGCAGCAGGACACCCUCAACAAAGUCCUGUUUUCCAAUCUUGAGCUCUCACAAGAUGCCCGAGAACGGAUUCUGAAGGAACACAACCAGAACAUGCAGUACCUCUCUAACCAGCUGCAGCGCAGUAAGAUGAGGCAGCAAAAGAGCCUUGAGGUCAAACUGAAUCAACGCAGAGCCAAGCUAGCAGAUAUGCAAGCCAGACAUGCCGAAAUGAGAAGAGCUAAACAAAAUGCAAAACAGAAAGAAAAAGAUAAACUGGAAAAACAGCUGGCUGCAGAGAUGAGUGUGGAGGAGGAGAGGCUGGAAGCUGGCAGACAGGCAGCAUUGCAGGACCUGAAGCAGCAGCUGGCCCGAGAGACAGAGGAGGCACUGAAGCAGCAGGACCAGGAGAUCGGACUGCUGAUUGGCAAGCUGCAGGUGGGACAGGCACGGAGGCAAGCUAUAUUGAGGAAACAGGACAAGACAAUGAAGGAGCUUCAGGACCAGUUGGAGCGGCGAAUGACGCAGGACGGGGAGCUGCCGCGCAGCUACACAGAUCAGCUCAUACAGCAGCACCACAACCAGGUGGAGAACCUCAACGAACAGAUCCAGCACAACAGACAGAAACAGGAGAGGAUCAUCAUGGAGAAACUACAGACCAAACGCCAUAUGAAGGAAAAUCAGUUAGAGACACAGAUAGAGGAGGAGACUCAGGUGGAAUAUUAUCACCAACAGCAGCACGGGGCAGGUCGUGCUAGUGGUGUACUGAUGAACAUUCUCAUGGAACAGCGCCACCAAAAGGCCAUGGGUGAGCUUGAAACUGAGAUGAAGACAGAACUAGAGAAGUCCAAGGAGGAACUGAACACAGCCUUGGAACUCGAACUUCAGAAAGAGCUUGAGAGCCAGAAACAGCAGUUGCUGACCCAGUUGGCGGCUGUCAGCGGCAUCUCCAAUGAUGAUCUGAAUGAUGCUGUCAGCGCAGCAGUUACAGAGACUGGUGUUGGAGAUGAAAAAGCCAAGAAGCUGGCCAAAGAUUUGCGUUCCGGUAUCAAGCGGGCCAAAUCUUCUCUGUCUGCAGCCCAAGAUGACUCAGAUGAAGAAUAUGGUUUACAGAGGCUGCGCACUGAUGCAGAUGGGUUUACCCGGGACCACAGUAGCCAGGGCCAACGCCCAGCCAGCAGCAAGAAGAAGAAGAAGGGGCUGAAGGCCAGAGCUCAACCUGCCUUUGCUGACAAUUACGGCUACGAGAAUGAAGAUGACGAUUUCUAGUGUUUUCACACCAUAUAUCAAACUCAUUUGCUGACGACCACACCACUGACUAAGGAUGACUGUUUUGGUCCUAAGCAUAUAGUGAGUAGUAGACUCAAAGUUCAGGGUGAUCAAGAGUGGUUGUUUACCACUCUGUAUGUCUGUGAUAGUGAUUGUGAUGUCCUGACACAAUCGUUGACUGAGUAGCUUUGUUUGUUGGAGAAUACACAGUACUGCCCCGACAUAUACAGGUUAGUACAUCACCGACACACAACAUUGACUUUAACAUUGUUGGUCUACCAAAUGUCAAAAUUUGUUAUUGAGAUUUAUAACUGACAAGUUGGCUGGUAACUGUGAAAGUGUGACACUGAAAGUUGCUCAUAUUGAUACUUCAGUCUUUCCUUGCAUACACUUGCUAAAGGACCAUGUCUGCUGACAGUCAUUUGACAAUAGCAACAUUAGAGAUCUUGUAUACCUGAUAGUAACUAUACACCACUGGAAACCCCCUGUCUCUUAAUUGAUACGUGUAGAGUGAUUGGUUCUAUGUCAAGGAUUUUUUAAAGUUUGACAAGGUCAGGUCUCUCCUUUCACAUCUGAGAACUUUCAAGGAGGAGGAAGAUUCACAGUUUUAUCUUGAACUAAUCUUAACUUUCUUGUCAUUCACUGUCUCUGAAAACAUGUUGAAAAUAUCAAUAAAGCCAUGUUUAUUUCUGGAUGUUAUAUAAUGCACCAAAUAAGGCACCAAAUAAGGCAUCAAAAGGAGAAUGGACACAACGUAUGUGCACUUCAAGUCAACAUGAGAGCUUGUUCAGUUUAGAUUAAGAUAAGAUUCUAUUUGAAUUCAAGAUAUUCAUUUCCUUUCUUGUAAGAUAUAAAAUGUAAUGCUUUAAAACACCUUUGUUUUGCUUUUGGUAUAUUUUACCCUGAGAUGUCAUGUAUAUACCCACCCCAAAACUUAAUUAUGAAGUCCCCAGUACAUACACACCAAGGCAUGUCCCUAUAUGAAGUAGUUAUUGCUGGACAUGAGCAGGGUUGUCAUGAUCGAGUAUUGGAUAACCGAAACCUUGUACCUUUGUGUAAAAGUAAUAUUAACGUGUAUGCGUUCAUGUAUCAACUACACUACAGGGGAGGAUAUGUAUCACAAUGUAUAUAUCAACUUUAUCAUCUGAACUUGUCACAAACCAGUAUGAGAUUUUAUGAUUGCACAUCAUCUGUCUGUCAUUGUGUAAAGAUUUUGAGCUCUGAAUGUUGAUGGUAGUUCAGGCCAUCAAAAGGAAGCCAGGUUGGAAUGAUGACCUUCUUCAUGAAAGACUCUUUAAUUUCUGUGGCUAGUCAUAUCAGUUGAUUGGUUCAAAUGUAGGCACUUAGAGGCACUUAGCUCUGGACCUGUUUGUGCUUAGAGUCACUUAGCUCUUGACCUGUUUGUGCUUAGAGGCACUUAACUCUGGACCUGGUUGUGCUUAGAGGUACUUAGCUCUGGACCUGGUUGUGCUUAGAGACACUUAACUCUGGACCGCAUUGUGCUUAGAGGCCCUUAGCUCUGGACCUGGUUGUGCUUAGAGGCACUUAACUCUGGACCGCAUUGUGCUUAGAGGCACUUAGCCCUGGACCGCAUUGUGCUUAGAGGCGCUUAUUUCUGGUUCUGGUUGUGCUUAGAGGCAUUUAGCUCUUGAUUUGGGUGUACUUAGUUCUGGACCUGAUUGUGCUGAGAGGCACUUAUUUCUGGCCUGGAAAACUAUCCUGUUGAGUAUAGAAACGUUGCUUUAUCAUAACUGUGGUAAAAUUAGUGUCUGGAAAAAUCAUUUGGGAAACGAAAAGCUUUGAAAUCAAUGCCUUUAAACGUAUGUCAGUGACAAUCAUGAUUAACCAAGAUUUGUUAUAUUAGGACCUGCCAACCUGCUGGAAACAAAGUUGCCUUGUCCCAUGUGUACAUUGAUUUUACUCUCCAGUGUUCAGCAUUCCUUGUGUACAUUCUACAACUUUACCUCCAACGUUAUAUUGUAACAAUCUCCAGUCUUGGACAUUUAGCAAGUAUGGUAACAACAAUCUAUAUUUUGUCCAUCAUGAAAGCUACUUGGAUACCUGUAAUGGUAUGAUAUGCACAGUUCUCUGUAUUUCUACACCAUUGUUACUUAUUAUCUAAGAUUUAUGUCUUUAAAAUAUUUCGUCUAUUUUUGCAUACUGAUAUUGUUUUGUAUACUUUGUAUGACAGAAUAGUUUUCAAACAUUGUCUGUUAUUGUCAGGAUUGUUUACAUGAUGCAGAAGUAAACAGCUGAACAGUA